UCUUGUCGUGGAUGCAGCACGGAUCGAUAACGGAGCCAAGAGCAGCGGAAGCCACUCCGCAGCAAAAUUCGACACACAAAAUUUUUGUAUCCCCAAGUUCAACCCGAAAAAUGUGAAAAAAUCCCCAAAAUUAAUAAGAAAACGAAGCCCGCGGUCAAUCCAAACGCAAAUCGUUACAUAAAGUAUAAAAUGGGAAUCAAGCGAGUGUGCAAAUAGAAAAAGGAAAAGGCAUUAAAUAAUUGUGCAAUUAAAUAAAUAAUAGUGUAUGUGGGAAAUGGGAAUAUGUCCAAUCAAUAGCUUCAAUCGAUGUCUAUCAAUAACUAAUUAAUUACAGUCGGCCUUCCGCUUUUCGGGGACUACGAAAAAUUUUCGCCUACAUUCUUGGUCAUGCAGUGAAAAAUUUUUCCGAUUUUUAGUAUGUACAUGUACGUUGGAGCGCUCGUGGGCGCCACAGCAGCAUCGGGUAGCAUGGGUAUCCGGCGAGCUUUUGGCCCCGAAACCACCACGACCACAUUAAGCAGUUGUAGUCCAACCACCCUCGAAGCAGCAACCACUCGACUUUUAGCGGCUGUUUGACCCGUUCAAUCGGCGAUAUGUGCGUGUUCGUAAUUAGUUUGCCAAACAUUUUGCAUAUGCAGUGCAAGAAAUGCCAAAACAUCUCAUAAAACAGUGCAGUGAGGACCAGGAAUCCUGGCCAAAUCAGUAGUAAUCAGUGCAGUACCGUUAGCUGUCCAAGAGCUUUUACCUUCUCGCUCUCAACGCGCUCUCUCACUGAAUGAAAGCUGCAGGCGCGGAUAAAACGAUUCCAGAGUAACCAUCGCAAGGACAUCCAAAGCUUUUCCCUCAAGGACUGGAAUACGCAAAAAAUACAAAAUAGAAAUAGAAAGAAAAGGAAAACCAAAAGAGAGCCGCGAGAACAAGACGACACUUUACGUUUACGCGCGCAACGUGCGUGCGUAUGUGUAGCUGUGUUAGUGUGUGUUUGUGUGAAUGAAGGCGCCAACUGCAACAUAUCAGGAUAACCAGACCACGAAGAACUAUGCUCCAGCAGCAUUGACAGCAAGGCAACCAACUAUGGACAAGGAUAUGGAUCGAAAUCCGGCGGAGCUCAGACUCCUGCCCACUCAGCGUCACGCCUCUGCCUCCUCCGCCUCCCCGGACUUGCGGUUCAACAAGGCGCGACGCCGGCGAAGAGAGGUGGCUGCGCCUCUGGGGCAUAGCAAUGCCCAUUCCAAGUCAAAUCCCAACCGUAAUCCCCUGGUGGUCGAAUACCGACGCUCUUAUCGCGUGCUGGUCGUCACCGCCCUCCUGGUCAGCUUGGCGGCCAGUUUCGUGACCCUCAGUGCUGGCUUCCAGCUGGACGGGUCCCAGAACUCCUUCUACACGUUCCGAAAAUGGUACACCGGACUGAACGGCACCCUGGAACUGGAGUUCAAGACGGAGCAGCCCAAUGGACUGGUCCUCUAUACCGACGACGGUGGCACCUACGAUUUCUUCGAGCUGAAGUUGGUGGAGGGCGCUCUCCGGCUGAGGUACAACCUGGGCGGCGGAGCCCAGAUCAUUACUGUGGGACGGGAGCUGCAUGACGGCCACUGGCACAAGGUGCAAGUCCUUCGGAACGACGAACAAACCUCCCUCAUCGUGGACGGCGUCUCCCAGCAGCGCUCCGCCAAGGGCAAGGAGUUCCAGUUCGGAAAGUUCGCCAGCAACUCGGACGUCUAUGUGGGUGGAAUGCCCAACUGGUACAGCACAAAGCUGGCACUUCUCGCCCUGCCCAGUGUCAUCUUCGAGCCGCGUUUCCGGGGUGCCAUCCGGAACCUGGUCUACGCUGAUCAGCCGGGCGGCUCCACCAGGCGUCAGGAGAUCAAGCAGCCGCGUGAUAUCAAGUGCGGCGAUGUGCCCUGCGAUCAUGGAGAGAUGCAAGCCCGUGAGAGGCCUUUAAGGGGCGUUCGCGGCAACACCACGGAUGCCUGCGAGCGCAACGAUCCUUGCCAGCACGGAGGCAUCUGCAUAUCCACUGAUUCCGGUCCAAUUUGCGAGUGUCGAAAUCUCGAGUACGAUGGCCAGUAUUGUGAGAAGGAGAAGGCGCCAUCGGAAGCAACGUUCCGCGGUACACAGUUCCUCUCGUACGACUUGGGUCAGACGGGCGCCGAGCCGAUAGUGAGUGCCCAGGAUGCCAUAUCCUUCUAUUUCCGCACCCGCCAGCCAAACGGUCUGCUCUUUUACACGGGACACGGCACUGACUAUCUGAACCUGGCCCUCCGGGAUGGCGGCGUUUCGCUUACAAUGGGCUUGGCCAACGGGAAACAGGAAAUGCACAUCAAGCCCUCGAAGGUGCGAUUCGACGACCAUCAAUGGCACAAAGUUACCGUGCAUCGUCGCAUCCAGGAGAUAUCCUCCAUUACCAGCUUCUGUCGGCUGGUCACUGUCGUGGAUGAUGUGUAUACGGAUCACUCUCACAUUGCUGGCAAGUUUACCAUGUUAUCCUCCUCGCGGGUAUAUGUGGGGGGAGCUGUUAACCCCAGAGCCCUACUGGGAGCCCGUGUCCACAACAACUUUGUUGGCUGCCUACGGAAAGUGGAGUUUUCGGCGGAUACGUUGAAUCUCAAUCUGAUAGAUCUGGCCAAAAGCGGUUCCAAGCUGAUCCAGGUGGCAGGAAAUGUGGAGUAUCAAUGCCCCAGUGGCGAUCCUCAGGACCCAGUCACAUUUACAACUCGAGAGUCGCACCUGGUCUUACCUCCCUGGGAAACUGGCAAGCAGAGUUCCAUAAGCUUCAAGUUCCGCACCAAGGAACCCAAUGGAAUUAUUGUCCUGGCCACUGGAUCCAAGCAACCAAGAGCUAAGAAUCCCGUUUUGAUUGCCAUUGAACUGUUAAACGGCCACAUAUACAUCCAUUUGGAUCUGGGAUCUGGAGCCUCCAAGGUUCGAGCUUCGCGACGACGUGUGGACGAUGGUGAUUGGCAUGACCUGAUUUUAAGGCGGAAUGGACGAGACGCCAAGGUGAGCGUGGACGGCGUGUGGAACGAUUUCCGCACUCCCGGCGAUGGCACCAUCCUCGAGCUGGAUGGUCACAUGUAUCUGGGAGGAGUAGGACCCGCAUACAACACCAUUGCCUGGCCGGCGGCCAUUUGGACAGCCACGCUGCGCCAGGGAUUCGUGGGUUGCUUGCGUGACCUGCAGCUGAGUGGCAAGCCGAUCGAUAUUGCGGCCUUUGCACGCGUCCAGGAUUCGGCCUCCGUGAAGCCAUCAUGCCAUGUGCAGAGCAACGUGUGCAACGGCAACCCCUGCCUCAACGGCGGCACCUGCCUGGAGGGCUGGAACCGCCCCAUCUGCGACUGUUCGGCCACCCUGUACGGAGGACCCACCUGCGGCCGGGAACUGGCCACCCUUGCCUUCAAUGGCAGCCAGCACAUGACCAUCUGGCUGGGCAACGGUCAGGGAACUAAGACACAGACCGAGGAGCUGGUCAUCCGCUUCAAGACCUCUCGGCCGGCUGGACUUUUGUUGCUGACCAGUGCCGAGUCCAAUUCACCGGAUCGCUUGGAGAUCGCUUUGGUGGCGGGACGGGUGAGAGCCAGUGUCAGGCUGAGCGACAGGGAGAAGAACCUGCUGGCCGGCCAAUCCGUGCUCAAUGACAACAACUGGCACACGAUCCGAUUCUCGCGCAGAGCCUCAAAUCUGCGGCUUCAAGUUGACGGGGCUCCCCCCGUCAGGGGUAUGUUAUCCGAGACGAUCCUGGGCCGCCACAGCACAAUGGAGAUCCGUUCGAUCCAUCUGGGCGGCCUCUUCCACGCCGAGGAGGAGAUCCAAAUGACCUCCACCAUGCCGAACUUUGUGGGUCAGAUGCAGGGCUUUAUCUUCAAUGGCCAGCGUUAUUUGGACAUUGUCAAGAGUCUGGGGCCAGAGCUAUCGGCUCUGCCCAGUGCCACCUUCAAGUUGACGGCUCGCUUCGUGAACUCCCCGGCGGGACAGCCCUACCACGCGGCCACUUUCCGUUCGAAGCACUCAUACGUGGGUCUGGCCAUGCUGAAGGCCUACAACAGCAUCUCAAUCGAUUUCCGCUUCAAAACCGUGGAGCCCAACGGACUGCUAGUUUUCAACGGAGGUCGUCGCAACGACUUUGUUGCCGUGGAGCUGGUGAACGGACACAUUCACUACACCUUUGACUUGGGCGACGGGCCGGUGACCAUGAGGGACAAGUCCCGCAUCCACAUGAACGACAACCGCUGGCAUCAGGUCAGCAUCCGACGACCAGGACCCAAAACUCACACGCUCACGGUGGACGACUCCUUUGAGAUCAUCAGUCUCACUGGCAACAACAUGCACCUGGAACUGGCGGGCAUCUUGUACAUCGGCGGGGUAUUUAAGGACAUGUACUCCAAGUUGCCGGCCUCGAUCUCUUCGCGUUCCGGCUUCGAGGGUUGUCUGGCUUCACUUGAUUUGGGGGAUACGUCGCCCUCACUAACCAGUGAUGCAGUAGUGCCAAGCUCUUUGGUGGUUAGUGGUUGCGAGGGACCCACCAAGUGCAGUCAGAAUGCCUGCGCCAACCGUGGCGUGUGUGUCCAGCAGUGGAAUGCGUAUGCCUGCGAGUGCGACAUGACCUCCUACACAGGACCAACUUGCUAUGAUGAAUCCAUUGCCUAUGAGUUUGGCAACAACAAGGGCAUGUUACAGUACACCUUCCCGGAGAAUGCCCAAGCCGAUACCGAGGAGGAUAACAUUGCCUUGGGCUUCAUAACCACCCGACCGGAUGCCGUGCUCCUAAGAGUCGAGAGUGCCACCACCCAGGACUACAUGGAGCUGGAGAUCGUGGAGGGCAACAUCUUUAUGGUGUACAAUAUCGGAAGCGUGGACUUGCCGCUGGGGGAGAUUGGCACCAAGGUCAACGACAACGCCUAUCAUGUGGUGAGGUUCCAGCGCAAGGGAGGCAAUGCCACGCUGCAGCUGGACGACUACAACGUUCAGGCACUGACGCCGCAGAGCCACCACUCGACCGUGUUCAAUACCAUGUCCAACGUUCAGGUCGGCGGCAAAUUCAGCCGCAACGGUCGCAAUCGUAUCGAGCGUCCGUUUGCCGGCGUGAUUGCCGGACUUUCGGUGAACAAGUUGCGAAUCCUGGAUCUGGCCGUAGAACGCGACCCCCAUAUCACCAUCCGCGGAGAUGUUCAAUUGGUAACUGGAGUAUUAGAUAGAAAUGAUCUGCAGAGAAUGCAGCAGACUAUCAACUCUACUCGACAGACUCCGGCGAGUGGCUAUCCGGGUGCCCUAGAUGAUCUGAUCUUCUCGGGAGCGGGAUCCGGGUGCCGUGGCGACGACGAGGACGAGUGCACGCCGCCCUUCGAGUCGGGCAGUGGAGACGAUCUGAUCACUCCGGUGUAUGUACCGCCCACGAAGCAGACAACCACCUCCCAGCAGGGCAAUAACUUAAGUACUGGAGGCGUAGUCGGGGGCAGUGGCAAUACCAAUGGCACGGAAAGAGCCUGCGACGAUGAGGACUGCGUCCACGGAUCCGGGGACUACGGUGAGACCACGGAGCAGUUCACUUCCACGAGCACGGCCAGAGGAUCAGAAUCCAACAAUGAGGUGGUCACAAUCACAACCACUGGUCGCAGCGAUGUCACCACGGAGCAGCAACAGCACAGCAGCAGCAGUAGCAGUGGAAGCACUCCGUUCUACUCCACCACUCAGUCCAGCAGCAGCAGCAGCGGCGGAGGAAGUGGCAGUACCCCGGGACAAUCAAGCACCACCAGCAGUGCGGCCACCCCCUCCACGCAGCGAGCCACCAGCAGCAGUACCAGUACCAGCACAAGUACAACCACUACCACCACUACGACCACCACAACGCAAGCCACUCCGUCUCCGGAAAUCCGGAGUACGGUCACGGAAAGGGAGACCACACCGUAUGAUGUGUACAUUGCAGGAGGUGGAAUGGGCGGCUCCGGUCGCAGCCAUGAUCACGAUCGCAUGCAGCUGCCGGACGAACACCACCCAAUGCCACCACUACCACCUCCACUGCCGCCACAGGAUCCACCGCCAUAUGGUCCUUACGGCGGAAAUACGUACAAUACAAACCUGAAUAACUAUCGACCCAAGGGCAAGGGUGGGCGCAUUAACUCGAUCGAGGAGGAGCGCACUGCCAUGAUUAUCGGAAUCGUGGCGGGCAUACUCAUUGCGGUGGUGCUGGUUAUCCUGCUGGUCCUGUGGCUCAAGUCCAACGGCGAUCGUGGCUACAAGACGGAGAGUGAGAAGGCCGCUGCCUACGGAUCCCACAAUCCCAAUGCUGCCCUUCUAGGCAACACGAGUACCAACGGCUCGUACCACCAACAGAGGCAGCACCACCAUCAGGGUGGUGGAGCGGGGCAGCAGCAGCACCACCACAGCCAGCAGCAGAUACACAACGGACACAACGGCAACGGGGGUGGCGGCGGAAUGAUGUCCAGCGGAAGUGGGUCGCUGGGGUACGGUAGCGAUGGCAGGCCUCAGAUGGCAGGUCUGGUACAGCCCAAGGCCAAGAAACGCGACUCCAAGGACGUCAAGGAGUGGUAUGUGUAAGGUGGUGGUAGAGAAAAAGAGAGGAGGUCCUCGGAAAUAUCGUCAAAUUAGCAAUAAACUCAAGUAGUGCAAAGCGAGCCGAAAGUGAAAGCGGAAAGAGUUCCCUACCCCCAUAACCGAAAAAAUAUACACGCAAACACACACACAUAAACGUAUAUAAAUAUAUAUUUAUUUAGCAGCCUCAUAAAGUUAAUUAGAUGCUGACACAGUCAAAAAAAGAAAAAUCUUAAAUAUAAAAUCGGAAAACACUUGAAUCGGAACAGGAGUGUACAAAUGAAUGGAAGGAUAAUAAGAGCGAGCGCCUUGCGCAGUUCGGUUCGUUGGCAAUAAACGAUUAUCGAUUAAAGAUAGCUAAUAGCUAAUAGCUGAUAAUUAGCAAGCAUAUAGACACGCAACUACUUUAGUCGAAUGCCUCCGGCCAGGAGCAUGCGAUCAUACUGAAGUAACGUUUAGAUUACGCCUAAGAAAUUAUAGCUUCAACUUCAAGACUUGCUAAUAAAUCUACCACUGAGCCACGGAUCGCUUUGGUUAGGUGUAGCCACAGCCAUCAGCAAAUAGCAAAUACAUUACACUAACUAAAACUAUAUAUAUUAUAUAUAUCACAAAAGUUACGAUAAAUUAUGCCACUAGCCAAUCAAGUAAUUGUGUAAAAUAUUUCGCCACAAAAGUAUGCUAUGAAUGGGAGCCAUGCGUCAAAAUGCGCAAUCUUCUAGGGAAAGAGAAUCAUUAAAACCAAGUUAGCAGAAAUUCAAUAUAAACGUACUU
Molecule: messenger RNA, 7317 nt
Organism: Drosophila bipectinata
Lineage: Eukaryota; Metazoa; Arthropoda; Insecta; Diptera; Drosophilidae
Gene: Nrx-1
Product: Neurexin 1
Source: RefSeq, a predicted model, not a curated record